GCCAUAUUUUCGGAUAAAAAUGUUCAUCGUCUUGCCUAUACGACGGCGCAUUUUUUAAACAUCCAAACAUGUAUGAAACAGAACUUGAUCUUUAUCUUCCUCUCGCUGUUAUUAAAACGGCGUUACAAAACUGUCAUCUGGCUGAAAGCGAAAUUAUUGUCAAUAAAACCACCUGCAACUGGGAAGUGUAUUACCCCAAUCCCUUGGAAGUUUUUAAUAAUACAAACACAAAUCGUGCUUCAUUGGCAGAUGAUAGACGAGAUGGCCCUUUUAAGCUUUCUACUGUUCGGUUUAAAGAUUUUAUUAAAAUAACAUUCCAGAGCAUGCAUUACUGUGUGGUAGAUGGGAGGAAAACAUGUGUAGUGGAAACGAACUCGAUGCCUCUCGGAUUAGACCAUGAAAUCAAUAAGGCUGGUCCAAGAUGUGAUAUUGAUGAUAAUUGCAUUAAAAAUCAUUCAAUACCAAAAGAAAACAAUGAGAAAAGAAUUUGCUUUAGUGAUUCCAGCUGUGAAAUGACUACAAGAAAACGUCGAGGCAGACCUAAAAAGUCAAUUGUUUGCGAUGAAUCAUCUUCGGAAAAUGGAAUUAAUAUUAUGCAAAAUGAGAAAUCAAGAAAUUCGAAACAUAUUUAUCAUAACCAUGAAGAUAAUUUUAAAGAAAAUGAUUUAUAUAGAAAAUCUAGUUAUAGUUUACGUGGGAAGAAGGUAAAUGCAAAGAUAAUCCAAGCUGAAAUGGGCCAUUAUAGCUCUGAUGAUAGUGAUCAUGAAUGUAAUCCAAUGGAGGGAGACUUGGACAGCACAGAAAACAAUUCGUUUAAAGAUCCUUGUUAUGUUGAAUAUCAUGAAAACAAAGAAGCCAGACAAACUACACGUGCUAAGCAGGUGAAUUGUGAACUCUGUGACAAGAAAUUUUGUGAUUACACUGGGGUGCAUACACAUGUUUUGAGAAAACACAAGCACCAUCACGAGUUAACAAAAUAUCUAGAGAAACUGAAUGAUCUUAAGAAAGUUGUGUGUGACUUGUGUUUGAAAGAAUUUCCAGACAGUUUUAAAUACUUAUAUCAUGUCUCUAGUGAACACUCCUCAGAAAGCACUGAUCAUUCGUGUAAAACAUGUCUUCUAUCAUUUAAAACUAACAGUUUGUUGAAACAGCAUGUUAAGCAUGCUCAUUUAAUCACCAGUAAACAGUUUACAUGCAAUAUAUGUCAGACAAAGUUUAAGGCAUUUGGGUCCCUAAAACAGCAUGUAGAGGCAGUUCACAAGAAGAGUCGUGUCUUCACUUGUCAACACUGCAACAAACACUUUUUCUUCAAUUCACAGCUUAAUCGACACCUGAAAAUUCAUGGUCAAAAUGAUGUACAGAAAUUUUCAUGCAACAUUUGCAACAAAGAGUUUCGUUUCAAACAUAACUUAAAGAGACACAACGAAACUCUACACUCUGUUCAACUGGAAAAAUGGCAUUGUUCGUACUGUGGAAAAGGAUUCCAUACCAAGUACGGUAUGAUAUCUCAUGUUAAAUUACAGCACUUCAGCCUAUUGCCUUAUGUAUGCCAGGUAUGCAAUGCUGGUUUUAUGAAAUUCAAUCUUCUAUUUGAACACCUGUCAACAGUGCACGGUCAAAACAUUGUCAAGGUCAACAAUCCACCCAGACAUACCAUAUACAAUAAGCAAGAUAAUGAAAAACUCUACUGUUCUUACUGCAGCAAAGAAUUCUUGCACAAAGUGCGGUUGAUUGAACAUAUGCAUUCUGAUCAUGCCAACGACUUUCCUUGCAAGUGUGAAACUUGUAAUCAAGGCUUCCUGAAAAAGUCGUUUCUGGUAAUUCAUGCCCUGAAGGCUCAUGCCAUGUUACUCGACUUGAAUGAUGCUGAUGAUGAAAAUAUGGGAACAGGGAAUAUAAUGCAGGUGAUCUCAACUGGAUCAGUAAUGCCCAGUAAAGCAGGGGAGCAAGAAAAAUCAACUGAUAGCUUGGUACCUGAUCAACACUUUUUUUGUGACACAUCUGCACAAGUAACUGAAGAUGCAAACCCCCUGGUCAGCGGGGCAACCAACACUCAAGAGCUAGAGACAGAAACCUGCCAGUCCACGCUGAUGGUGGAGGUUGCCAGUGGUGACAAGACCUACACUUACAUAAUAGAGGCCCCCUCCACUCUGGGCGAUGGCCAAACACUCACAGUUACAGAGGACCUAGCUAACAUUCUGGUCGCUGCUGAGCAGUCUCUACAACAGGAGGAAAGCACUGUAGGCUAUCAAGAACAGGUGUGUAACCUUGUCCAUCAAGAGCCAAUGCAGACAGGUCUUGCGGAGACUGUGUACUAUGAACUGGAUGGUUCACUGGGUAUCCACAACAAUUUCAGUGUAGAAGUUCAAAGUACUUGUGAAUCAACACAACAAUAGACUAAUGUAAACAAUGUUACAAAUGCUGAAUUUAGAGACUUGAGGCAAAAACAGGAACUCGAUCCAAAGUGUUUGAAGUUUCAAUGGAUAGUAUGCCUACACAUACGUGUAUGGCGCUCCGGGAAAUUGGAUUAUAAGCACGUGUGUAAAGUUUUGUCUCAGAUUACCCUGUGAAGUUUACACAUGUUGCCAUGGCAUAGUGGAUAUGGUGGAUAUGGUGUCCGCCUAGCGACUGAAAGGUCAUGGGUUUGAUCCACACUGUUGAAGCGUUCUUUAUAUCUCUCCCAUUGACACCAAGUUAGAGCACUACAAAACAAAUCUGAAGAAUUGAAGUAAACAUACAUCAACAGCUAAUAAGUGCAAUCAGUGAGGUCAAACACCAGUGUUGAAGUAAAGAGACUUUGGAGGCAACAUUUUAGUUGCCUUUAUAUAAAAAUAUGAAAUGUUCAAUAUUAAAACGACUGAUUUGAUAUGAAAAUUUGCAAUUUAUGGUUUCUUUGUGAACACAAUUUUGUAUGCUCUCUGCAAAAGAUUAUUCUUAACAAAUUGUAUACGCUGCCAAUUUAUUAAUGAAAUGUCUACUUGUUCUAUCAGUUUGAUGUAAAUACAUGUAAUCUGAUUUAUCCAUUAGCAUUCUGAUGAUUGGGGGAUAGACGUCAGGAGCUCAUUAAGUAUCAUACUACACAUUUAAGUUAUCAUGCAAUGUUAAGAAGUAGUAUAUUAACAAAGCACCAACCUCAAUAAGUUAAUUAUGUAAUUAGUAAUGUAUUAAUUCAGUAAAUCUAUUGAUUUACCAAAACUCAUUCAUGACUUUUAUUAUGCCCCCGGUAGGGUUGCAUAUAGCAGUUGAACUGUCCGUCAAUCAGUAUGUCUGUAUGUGUGUAUGUCAGUCUGUCCGUCCGUCUGAAAAAAACUUUCAUGUUGGCCAUAACUUUUACCUUAUGGAAGAUAGAAACUUGAUAUUUGGCAUGCAUGUGCAUCUCACGGAGCUGAACAUUUUGAGUGGUGAAAGGUAAAGGUCAAGGUCAUCCUUCAAGGUCAAAUGUCUAAUAUAUGACAUCUGUCCGUCAGUCCAAAAACUUAAACAUUGGCCAUAACUUUUUCACUAUUGAAGAUAGCAACUUGAUAUUUGGCAUGCAUGUGUAUCUCAUGGAGCUGAGCAUUUUGAGUUGUGAAAGGUAAGGUCAAGGCCAUCCUUCAAGGUCAAAUGUCAAAUAUAUGGCAUAUGUCCGUCCGAAAACUUUAACAUUGGCCAUAACUUUUUCAAUAUUGAAGAUAGCAACUUGAUAUUUGGCAUGCACGUGUAUCUCAUGAAGCUGCACAUUUUGAAUGGUCAAAGGUAAGGUCAAGGUCAUCCUUCAAGGUCAAAUGUCUAAUAUAUUGUGUCUGUCCGUCCGUCCAAAAACUUUAACAUUGGCCAUAACUUUUUCACUAUUGAAGAUAGCAACUUGAUAUUUGGCAUGCAUGUGUAUCUCAUGGAGCUAAACAUUUUGAGUGGUGAAAGGUGAAAGUCAAGGUCAUCCUUCAAGGUCAAAUGUCGAAUAUAGGGCGUCUGUCUGUCCGAAAACUUUUAACAAUGGCCAUAACUUUUUCAAUAUAGAAGAUAGCAACUUGAUAUUUGGCAUACAUGUGUAUCUCAUGAAGCUGCACAUUUUUAGUGGUGGAAGUUCAAGGUCAAUGUCAUCCUUCAAGGUCAAAGGUAAAAGUUUUUUCAAAGAGGCGAUCUCAUGAAGCUGCACAUUGUGAGUGGUGGAAGUUCGAGGUCAAGGUCAUCCUUCAAGGUCAAAGGUCAAAAAAAUUAAUUUAAAGCGGCGCAAUAGGGUGCAUUGUGUUUCUGACGAACACAUCUCUUGUUGUAUGAAAGUUUUUAUCAUAAAUGAACAUAAAUGUUAUGAGAAAUAAAUUCAGUUGAAGCAUAAA
Messenger RNA from Dreissena polymorpha, 4316 nucleotides. RefSeq names its product PR domain zinc finger protein 15-like. Bases 69 to 2396 code for a protein of 775 amino acids. The transcript has 4 exons. Gene Ontology annotation, molecular function: RNA polymerase II cis-regulatory region sequence-specific DNA binding; DNA-binding transcription factor activity. Gene Ontology annotation, biological process: regulation of transcription by RNA polymerase II. The record is from RefSeq and is a predicted model, not a curated record. NCBI's taxonomy places the organism in Eukaryota, Metazoa, Mollusca, Bivalvia, Myida, Dreissenidae.